Messenger RNA from Caenorhabditis remanei, 876 nucleotides. RefSeq lists its product as uncharacterized. The record is from RefSeq and is a predicted model, not a curated record. Lineage: Eukaryota; Metazoa; Nematoda; Chromadorea; Rhabditida; Rhabditidae. The transcript has 4 exons. The coding region runs from base 1 to 876 and encodes 291 amino acids.
AUGUCAUCGCCGUCACUCGCCGAAACCUCAGAGCUUCUGAGAAAGUCUGGAAUCAACACGUACAUCAAAGAUUUCAAUGAGAGUAUGUUAGGAAUUGCUAAAAAGAAUCACCUUCUCCUCUGCGUCCCCUUUUCUGCACUCGAAAAGACCUCUGAACUAGAUAUACUGAAAGGAAUUGCGGAUGUUCUCAUGUCGACACUUUCGAAACUACUGCUUCCAGGUUCCGACAAUUCAACACGAAAACUUUCUGUCUUCUAUUUCUGCAAAGUGAAGUCGAACUAUGGAGAUACGUAUCAUCUUCAAGGGACAGUGAAACAAGACUAUUUAGAUUCCUCCGAGCCUCCACUUCUGGCGGCAUCGCAUUGUCACAUUCUGUUAUCAGACCGUUUCACGCCACUUCGCGAAAGUAUUCCGUCUGUUUAUCGGCCUGUGGACAUUCAACAAGUGCUCCAGUAUUUUGACGUUCCGGAACAUCUCGAUGAUGAAGAGAUGAUGAGAAUUGAAAGACCAACGCCACCAGUUCAUCUUCCCAAAAACACACCCACCGGUGUUCCGGCUACAUCCAUAUCUCGAGAUUUUGAUCCAUCUCCUGCUCCAACUUCAAACAAACUCUCGAAAAAACGUGCACAGACACCAGAAGAUGCUCCACGCACUGAAACCAAAAGACUCAAGUCUAAGGCUUCCCCAUUUUUCUGGUAUAAAAGUGAUGUAAGGGAUAUCAUCGGAACAAUAUUGAUUGCGAAAUACCGAUUCUACACUAAAACUGGGGUCGGAAAAACGUUCCUUGAAGAGAAAAAUACCCACGAUGCGAUUCGAUUGGCCAUUUCUGAUUCGACAGCAAUCGCUCAGACUGAGCAGGUUGGAUUAAUUUCCUGA